Molecule: messenger RNA, 3042 nt
Organism: Archocentrus centrarchus (flier cichlid)
Lineage: Eukaryota; Metazoa; Chordata; Actinopteri; Cichliformes; Cichlidae
Gene: ankk1
Product: ankyrin repeat and kinase domain containing 1
Exons: 9
Coding region: 149-2416 (755 amino acids)
Biological process (GO): protein phosphorylation
Molecular function (GO): ATP binding; protein binding; protein kinase activity
Source: RefSeq, a predicted model, not a curated record
UCUCUGCUGCCAUUUCUCUCCUUGUGUGAGACACAUGCUCCUGCGGUACAGCUGAUCAAUGUUGAUCUGGAAGAUAAACCCUGUUGAUGUGUAGGAUCGGAGAGUGAGACUGUUUUGAGGGCUUGUGUGAGAGAGGAUAUUUGUACUCAUGGAUCGGUUUGAACAAGCCCCUGGGCAAUUCAGGAACUUCCAGAAGGACGACUUUGAGGCUGACUGGAUCAGGGUGGCAGAAUGCAGAUUUGGUCAGGUGUACCAGGUCAAGCUCAAGCUCUGGCGGGAAAAAUUUGCUUUGAAAAGUUUUGACACAGCCUUGUGUGGAAAAAACCUUUACAGGAAAAUAAUAGAGGAGGUGUCCAACAUAGCCAAAUUGAAAUUCAAGUACAUAAUGUGCAUAUAUGGCAUGUGCAGCGAAGCGACUGCACUUGUGAUGGAGUACAUGAGUAAUGGUUCCCUGAACAAUCUCCUGGUCAGUCACACUUUGAUGUGGCCAAAGAAGUUUCAGAUGAUUCAUGAGACCUCCUUGGGUAUGAAUUUCCUUCACAGCAUGAAACCUCCUCUACUCCAUCUUAACCUAAAGACUUCCAAUAUCCUUGUAGACGAUCAUCUCCACAUCAAGAUUUCAGAUUUUGGUUUAAUCCACUGGGAAGAGGGCAUGAACAAGACCUUGUUCAUAGAGCAGUUGACUGCAAGAGGGAACAUAAGUUACAUUCCUCCAGAGACCUUCACUCAAUCCCCCAAUCCUCCAGGAACUACCUUUGAUGUUUACAGCUUUGGAAUUGUGAUGUGGGAAAUUCUGACACAACAGAAACCACAUGCAGGUUGCAGUGUGACCACGGUGCUCUUACAGGUGUCACAGGGGAAGAGGCCCUGUGUGGAGCUGAUACCUGAUCAGAGGCCUCCUGAGUGUGAACAGAUGAUAAGCAUCAUGAAGCAGUGCUGGGCCCAGGAUCACACGGAGAGGCCACAGUUCUCAGACUUUGUGAGGCAAACAGAGUCCCUGAGUGAAUUCCUGAAAGUUCCAGUUCCAAUUCACAGCAGCAAAAAUGGGGAUGCGGGACAGAAAGCGGAUUAUCCUUGGCUGAUCUCACCAAUGAAAAAGAUCACUUUGCCUGAGAUGUCUCACUCUCCUUCAGUUGACCAAUAUAGCAAGGAGGACAUUCUCUCCAUGCUGUCAAAGAAGGACUUUGGUAGUUUCAGGCAUUCUGUGAGAAGAGAGCAUGUAUACACACACUUUUCCGGCCAAAAGAGACUGCUUCACUACACGGUAGCCAGCGGUGAUCCAGAGAGUGUGAAGCACGUCCUGAGUCUGGGUGCUGAAGUCAACUGUACAACUGCCAGAGGUUACACUCCUCUUAUUAUUGCUGUUCUGCAGAGGUUUCAUGACACCAUCACUGUAUUGCUGGACCAUGGCGCAGAUGUGACCCAAGGAGAAGAGGACCAAUGGACACCUCUGCAUUUUGCUGCUCAGAAUGGUGAUGACAGGACUGUCCGACUCCUGCUGGACAAAGGUGCUGUUGUAGAUGCCUGGGAAAAAACUGGUUGGAUGCCCUUCCACCUGGCCUGCCAAAAUGGGCAUGAAACUGUGGUGCGCCUCCUGCUUUCACGACUGUCACAGAAAGCUGUCGUAGAACGGGAGAAGGCACAGGGGAGGACACCGCUCCACUUGGCCUCCAUCUAUGGACAUCUCAACAUCACAAAGCUCCUCCUCACUUAUGGGGCAGAUCCCAAUGCGACGGAUAAAUUUCUGUGCACUGCUCUUCACCUAUCAGCUGAGGAAGGCCAUAACAGAAUAGUCAGACAGUUGUUACAGAAUGGAGCGACUACUGACACUGCAGACAGCAGAGGAUACACUCCACUUCACUUGGCUGCUCUAAAGGGUCAUACAGGUAUAUGUAGGCAGCUCCUGUCAAACAAAGCCAACCCAGACUCCAGGACCAUCCAGGGAUGGACUCCCAUGCACCUGGCUGCCCUAAAGGGACAUGAAGCUACACUGGUCCAGCUGGAGAGUCAGGGUGGUUGUGUAAAUGCAAGAGGUGAGAAUGGAUGGACUCCACUACACUUGGCCUGUCACCACAGUGAGCCAGAUUUGGUGGCAAAACUCUUGGCAGCCAAAGCCGACCCAAAUGUCACAGAGGAGAGUGAGGGAUGGACACCGUUACAUGUAGCCUGUAACAGUGUCAGUUUUCCAAGUGUCCUCCACUUGAUAUCCUAUGGUGCAAAUGUCAAUGCUUUAAAUUAUGGAAAUGCCACACCUUUACACCUGGCUGCCCAGCACGGCUGUGUACCCAUUGUAAAAGCUUUAUUAAUGAAUGGAGCAGACAGGACACUGCUGGAUUCUUCUGGAUCCACAGCUUUAAAUGUAGCUCAGCGGAGUGAAAAGUUGGAAAUAGCAGAACUACUAGAAAAAGGAUGUUGACUAUGAUGAGGAUUAGAAUAUAAUGGAGGAAUUACAAGACACUAUUGCGUAGCUUAAAGCACGAUAUUGAUGAUUUUGUCACAGGAAAAUGAGCAGUUUUGCCGAGCAGAAGAAAACCUAAUCAAUAAUUACAAACUCAUCUAUAUUUAAAAUUCUGUCAGACCAUCACAUAAUUGAAAAUAGAAAUCUAUCACUGUUUUUGUUUAAAAAUAAAUGGACAUUUAUGUCUGAUUUUUCCAGUAAUUACUUUCCUGCAAGUUCAAUAGAAGCGCCACACGAGGUCUUGACCUUUAUAUCAAAUCAGGCAUUUGUACCAAAAAUAAUUACUUUAAAGUCAGAAAAUAUCUGACAGAGAUAUUAUUGUGAUAAACUGGUGAGCGAGCCACACACGUGGGGGUCAGAAUCAGGUGAUGUAUACUGAUAAUGACAAAGCAUAUUGAUUCUCCUUAUUGAAUCACCCUGCUUGUUUGCUUCUUUAUGUGUGCUUUCCUGUCAGCUGGAAAAUGGACAUAAUAGUGUAAAAAAAAGAGCUGCUGUUGUAACGAUCCACAUAGAUUCUUUUGGUUAAACCCGUCAGACUUUAUGCAAACAUUAUUUGUCCAAUCUGGUUAAAUAACAGAUAUCAG